AGCGGCCCGUCGCCGGGAACGGCAUCCAGCGAGUGAGAGCGCGUCUCUGACCCAGCAACAUGUCGUCGUCCGGCGGAGACCUGGGCCGCGCGCUCUGCGUCGUCACCGGCGCGUCCCGAGGCUUCGGCCGGGCCGUCGCCGUGGACCUGUCCCGGCUGGUUCGGCCGGGCUCGGUGCUCGUCCUGGUGGCCCGGUCCGUCGACGAUCUGCGGGCUUUGCAGGCGGAGCUGGCCCGGCCGGAGGCAGGCGGAACCGGGCUGACGGUGAAGUGCGUGGAGGCAGAUCUGGCGCAGACGGACGGAGUGGAGAGAGCCGUGAAGGCGUCGGAGGAGGCGGCGGCGGCGGCGGAGAUCGAGCACAUGGUUCUGGUGAACAACGCAGCUUCCCUGGGGGACGUGUCCCGCUGCGCCCAGAGCUUCACCCGCAUGGCCGAGGUGGACUCCUACCUGUCCUUCAACGUGAGCUCGGCCCUGUGCCUCACCGCCCGGCUGCUGCAGGCGUUCCCGCGGCGCCCGGGGCUGCGGCGCACCGUGGUCAACGUGUCCUCGCUGUGCGCCGUGCAGCCCUACCCCACCUGGGUGCUGUACUGCUCCGGCAAAGCUGCCCGGGACAUGAUGUUCAGGGUGCUGGCGGAAGAGGAGCCCGACAUCCGCGUGCUCAGCUACGCACCAGGGCCUUUGGACACGGCCAUGCAAACGGAGGCCAGGUCCACGACAGCUGAUCCCAAGAUGAAGCAGAUGAUUUCAGACCUGUUUGCUCAGGGGCGGCUUCUGAGCUGCGAGGAGUCCUCUGCCAAGCUGAUGAAGCUGCUGCUGGAGGACAAGUUCACGUCAGGAUCUCACGUCGACAUCUACGACGUUUAGACGCGGCCGCCGAGCCGUUUCACGUGCCUUCUUGAAAUUGUGAUUCCGUAUGAUGACAUAUAAGUGUUUUAAUGUGAUGGUCAAAUCACAGACGUAAUGUCUGCUGGUCAGUGUUUACAUUCAGAACAUUCCAAAGCAAAGGGUCAUUUCCUGUGACUGACAGAUGGAACGACAUGAUGACUGUUGAGCUGCUGUUUGUUGUCUGGUGGUCGCUCCAGAUUACAGUAUCUCAUGGUCUGAAUGACCAGAGCUGCUGCUGUGGUGUGAAGGAACUUCUAUUGUAAACAACCCACUUCAAAGAUGGUGCUGAGAAGCAGCGAGGGACAGGAAGCCAUGUGUCAAACCUGGUUCCAUCUACAGUGCAACUGAACUGUACAUUCAGAAAUAAAAGCAAAACUGAUUCCA
This is a messenger RNA of Betta splendens (Siamese fighting fish), 1268 nucleotides long. It is a transcript of the gene spra, whose product is annotated as sepiapterin reductase a. Bases 60 to 863 code for a protein of 267 amino acids. NCBI's taxonomy places the organism in Eukaryota, Metazoa, Chordata, Actinopteri, Anabantiformes, Osphronemidae. Gene Ontology annotation, biological process: tetrahydrobiopterin biosynthetic process. The transcript is spliced from 3 exons. The record is from RefSeq and is a predicted model, not a curated record. Gene Ontology annotation, molecular function: sepiapterin reductase (NADP+) activity.